UGUACAGAGUAGGCUAAACCCGCGGGCGACUGGGGUAGCUGGAGCGUUGUAGCACAGCGCUGGUUUUCCAUAGCAGUCCAUAGAGUGACUGCAAAUGACAUAGCACUCCAUGUGACUGUAAAUGACAGCACGUUUUGUUAUAUCUCCUUCCAAAACAUGAGUGUCUUUUUUUUUUAUCUCACAAAGGAAGAAGAUUUUGAGGGAUGACCCCUUCGAAUUGAGCCCUUGCGCGCGCUCAUAUUUAGACUACACACACGCUCGCGCGCUUAAAAACGCGCACAGACCGAGUGCCACGCUCUUUCUGUCCCAACUAGUGGGAAUGCUGAAGAUAUGGGUGACUAUUGAAAAAUGCAUUGUUCUAGUCCUCCUUUACUCUCCUGUUUGCGUCUCGGCGCCGGGGACAGGACCAAAAAGUGGAGUUGGGUGGGGCGGCAGACUCGGAAGCCUCCAGCACUUGACUUUGCUUUGAUUUCGGCAGACACGAGAACGCAGCAGGGAGAGAGACGAGGGGGGUGGAGUGGCGAGUGAGUGCAAAGGGGCAGGACUUUUUCUCUCUCCUCUAUUAAGAGGAAACUUUUGUGUUUUGUUCUCCAAGUUCAGCUCGGUCCUCAAGCCGUGUUCUCCGCUGCUCCUUUCUUCCAUCUUCGCUAUUUUCUUCCAUUCCCUCCGAUUCCUUAAUUUUUCUGCGUUUUUACACUUUUCAUUGCAACUCUGGAUAUCGAGAUCAUGCGCAUUCAAAUGGGACCUGUUCUGAAAAUUGUUUGUUCUUUGUUUUCAUUACUGUUUUAGUUGGAAUAUAAAUGUUUCGCCGUGCACUGCUUGUUUUGGGGUAAAGAUGACCCGUGUCUUUUGUGCUUUUGCUGGAGUCAUGUUGGUGUUUCGCAUUCUUUUGCUGUGCAUCGUGGAGAUGCAUACUGACUGCGAUGCUGUGCUCGCCGCCGGUCUCACCACUUUCAGGGCUUUCGCUCCACCUGCACAAGAGGGUGUUGUACGGACCGUCGAUCGGAUUUACCAUGGGGGUGGGAAGGUUGGUUACCUACUCUACAUGGAUGGGAGAAGGUUUCAGUUAGAUAUGGAGAGGGAUGAGUCAAUUUUGUCACAUCACUCCAGUCCGAAAUAUGUGAUGGCCCUGAUGGGGGCGGGAGCAGGCGCCGCGCCUCUGCACCGGGAGUGUGUUUACCGGGGAACCGUGGACUCCAACCCCGAGUCCCUGGCGGUUUUCAGCCUCUGUGGUGGGGGUCUAGAGGGAUUUUUCGCUUUGAAACACGCACGCUACACAAUCACACUUCUCAUCCGAACCAAGGGACACGAUAACGACGUGCGUUCGCUGGUUGACAAGGAUGCGGAGAGCGCGCUCCACUACUUCACGCGGGAGAGCUUCAGCUUCGAAGCCAUGCCUGUGAGCGAGAGCUGUGGGACCAAGGAAGGGCGCGGGCGCAUGGAUGCAUCGAGGAAACACCGGCGUAAGGGUCGAGGGAACGGGAAACGCGACCGGCAUGGUGUCACCCUGGACAGGGGCGAGGAGCGCAGCAGAGCGCAAGGCAGAAGAUGGUGGACACAGUUGGCCAAACCUGCCUCUCCACCCUCGCUGGGAAGUCGGCGCAAGAGGUCGGUUUCGCGCGCUAGGCACGUGGAGCUCCUGCUGGUCGCCGAUGAGUCCAUGUCCAAGAAGUACGGCAAGGACCUGCACCACUACCUGCUCACGCUGGCCUCCAUCGCUUCCAAGUUGUACGGCCAUGCCAGCAUCGAGAAUCCCAUCCGUCUGUCCGUUGUGAAGGUGAUCAUGGUCACGGAGAAGGAGAAGGGGCUGGAGGUAUCCAAGAACGCAGCCGCCACCCUCAAGAGCUUCUGCAAGUGGCAGAACCAGCAGAACCCACUGGACGAUGACAACCAGCACCACCACGACGCCGCCAUCCUCUUCACCAGGCAGGACCUGUGUGGACACCACUCGUGUGACACACUGGGCAUGGCCGACGUUGGCACCAUCUGUUCACCAGAGAGGAGCUGUGCCGUCAUAGAGGACGACGGACUCCAUGCCGCCUUCACCGUGGCACACGAGAUAGGUCACUUGCUGGGCCUGUCUCACGACGACUCCAAGUUCUGCGAAGAGCGUUUCGGGGCCAGCGCGGACAAGCGUCUCAUGUCGUCCAUCCUGACCUCCAUUGACGCCUCCAAACCCUGGAGCCGCUGCACCUCAGCUACCAUCACUGACUUCUUUGACGAUGGCAACGCCGAGUGUCUCCUGGACCCCCCUCGCCAGCCCCUGCUCGGCUCAGAGGAGCUGCCCGGCCAGAGCUACGACGCUGUGCGCCAAUGCCGCCUGGCGUUUGGACCUGAAUACACGGUCUGCCCGGGCAUGGACGUGUGCGCCCGCCUGUGGUGCGCAGUGAUACGCCAGGGGCAGAUGGUGUGCCUGACCAAGAAGCUGCCCGCUGUGGAGGGCACGCCGUGUGGCAAGGGUCGCAUCUGCCUCCAGGGCAAGUGCGUGGACAAGACCCGGAAGAGACACUACUCGGCAUCUAACCAUGGUAGUUGGAGUUCGUGGGGUCCGUGGGGGGCAUGUUCGAGGACGUGUGGUGGAGGGGUGCAGUUCGCCCAGCGUCUGUGUAACAACCCGCCACCCCGAAACAAUGGGCGCUACUGCACCGGCAAGAGAGCCAUCUACAAGUCCUGCAGUGUCACCCCGUGCCCCUCGCCCAGUAAGAGUUUCCGCCAGGAGCAGUGUGAGGUGCGGAACGGCCCCCAGACAGACCCUAAGGGGGUCAAGACCUUUGUGGAGUGGGUACCCAAGUUCGCAGGAGUGCUGCCUAAAGAUGUGUGCAAGCUGACCUGCCGGGCCAAGGGCACAGGCUACUAUGUAGUGUUCUCGCAGAGGGUGGUGGACGGGACAGAAUGCCGGCCGUACAGCAGCUCAGUGUGUGUGAAGGGCAAGUGUGUGCGUACCGGAUGUGACGGCAUCAUUGGCUCCAAGCUGCAGUUUGACAAGUGUGGCAUCUGCGGAGGGGACAGCACUGGCUGCAUCAGAGUGAUAGGCAACUUCACCAAGAAGAGUAAGGGCUACACAGACGUCGUGAAGAUCCCAGCGGGCUCCACCCACAUCAAGGUCCGCCAGCACAAGCCCAAGGACCAACCCCGUUACACAGCCUACCUGGCCCUGCGUCGUCCCAGUGGCGACUACCUUCUCAACGGCAAGUUCAUGAUCUCUACCUCAGAGACAGUCAUCCCCCUCAACGGCUCGGUGCUCAACUACAGUGGCUGGAGCCAGCGGGACGAGUGGCUACACAGCAUGGGCCCUGGGGCCCUCAGAGAGGCCCUUACAGUUCAGAUUCUGGCCACGGACGCCAAGAGGCCCCUGGAUAUCCGCUACAGCUUCUUCAUGCCUCGUCGUGUUUCGGCUCCACCACCGCCACCUCCUCCGCACACCUCCACAACUACACCCACCACUACUACUACAACAACCACCUCUGCUAGAUCAAGCAGUAGAACCACAUCGGCCCUGUUUUCGGCUCUGGCUCUCUCUAGAGCCCCAGGGGUGUCGACGGCGGCCUCUGGGCCCCAGUGGGUGACUGGCCCCUGGAUGAUCUGCUCCAGGACUUGUGACACGGGCUGGCAGAGCCGCACGGUGCAGUGCAAGGACCCGCAGGCCAAGCUGGCCAAGGGCUGCCCUCUGGGCGACCGCCUCUCCGCCUUCAAACAAUGCCUAGUGAAAAAGUGUUGAGAUGACCAGAAACUAGACUCCCAUGAAAGUAGGGGGUACACACAGACAGAGACACUGGCUAUUGACAGUCAACCCCUCCUCUUCCUUACCCCACACCCUACUAUGCCAGGCCCUGCUUGGGACAGCUACAGACAUACGGCGGAUACAUGUGAACACUUCCGAAUAGUGCAGCCGCCCAAUCAACCCCCACUUGUCAAAUCCCUCCUCUAUCUGAAGGUUUCGUUUGUAUUCCUCUGUUAAUGACACUUUUUUGUUUGCUUUUCUGUAUGUUCUUGCUACUGUGGGUUUUUCAUGAUUGUCCGCUUUGUCUCUUUGUCUUGUGUGACUGCGCACCUCUGGACCAUGGGCCUCCGUACUAGUCUGUUGUGGGGCACUUUUUCUCCACUUCCGUUCGGGGUCCCCUUUUUUCUUUUUGCUCCUCCCACGGCCGAUUCUCCACAUAAGAUUGGUCUAUCCAACUUCCUGUUUUGGAUUGCGGACCAGGAAGUAGCCUGGGGGCACAACCAAGAGCAAACGAUCCGUACUGUAACCAGUCCAGAAAUGGGGUUGAACCGCACUGCAAACAUCCCAGGUCAGAAAAUGGACAUACAGUGAUAGACUGAGUUGGGGCAGAGUUGUGCCCAACAGCUAGUGCUGAGCGAUUAACCUACAUUUAGUUUAUUAUUUUGGUUUUUAAACAACUAAUUGACAGACUUUGUUUUCAUUAUUUGGAUUCCAUGUAGUUAUGUUUUUUUUCUGUGGACUCAAUGUGCACAUUGAUCAGUUUCUCUAGAAAUAAUUCAGAUCAAGCGUGGGAUAGAGAGCAUUUACUUAGCGAAGUAUCUCUACCUGAAAAUGCAUAGUCUAAGUGGUUGGUAGUUGGUAUUCAGCAGGCAUAAAAGUAUGCAGGCAUAAAAGUCACUAUAAUUAUUACUUGUUUUAUUCUGUGUUACAGCAUUCAACCCACCUAAUGCAUAGUGCAUUUAAUGUUUUCAAAAAUGAUUGAAAUCGAAAACCAUGAUUAUAUUUUAAUAAUCGAACCGAAACCGAACCGACCUCAAAAAGCACUAAUCGCUCAGCACUACCAACUGCCAAUUCCCAGUGACCCCUAUAGAGUGACACUGGGCCAAGAGACCAUGGUGACCCUUCAACUCUGACCUUUGUGGAGGUUAAAGGUUGUAAUUAUAUAGGAUUACAUAAUGAGUGGGGCUAAGCUUGACAUUUGAGUGUUUGUCUUUGUGUGUGUGUGUGUGUGUUUGUUUAUAUUGUGAACAUACAAGUGUGAACAUAUAGUGUUUUUGUCAUACUCAGUGUCCUAAACUCUGUUAAUGGACUUUAACCCUCAGUUCCAUUUGUAUCACUAUGCGGGUGCUAGAGGGCCGCUACCAUUUUGUCACUGUGUUUAUUGGCUCUCCACGUCUGUCUGUCUUUCUGUCUGUUUGUCUGAUUAGGAAAAAAAGCAAUUCUUGCUAGUAUGACAAUGUGUGCACUGGAUACUCGCAAAUACAGCAAGAGGGAAACUAACCCAGUCAUACCUGACCAAAUACACUUCUACAACUCGUUCUCUCUCUCUCUCUCUCCAUUUCUCUCUCUCUCGCUCUCUCUCUCUCGCUCUCUCUCUCUCGCUCUCUCUCUCUCUCCAUCUCUCCAUCUCUCUCUCGCUCUCGCUCUCUCCAUCUCUCUCGCUCUCUCUCUCUCGCUCUCUCUCUCUCUCUCCAUCUCUCUCUCUCUCCAUCUCUCUCCAUCUCUCGCUCUCGCUCUCUCAUCUCUCUCGCUCUCUCUCUCUCUCUCUCCAAUCUCUCUCGCUCUCUCUCCAUCUCUCGCUCUCUCUCGCUCUCUCUCUCUCUCCAUCUCGCUCUCUCUCUCUCGCUCUCUCUCGCUCUCUCUCUCUCGCUCUCUCUCUCUCUCUCUCUCUCGCUCUCUCUCGCUCUCUCUCGCUCUCUCUCUCCAUCUCUCUCUCUCUCGCUCUCUCCAUCUCUCUCACUCACUCCCCCUCUCGCUCCCUCUCCAUCUCCCAUUCAACAUAUUGACACGUUCCUGUUUAAGCUAUCCAUUUCUCACACUCAAGUCUUUCUCUCACUCUGACAUCCACUACCAUCCAUUCUCCGUCAUCCCUCUAUCCCUCACGAGCUUGUAAUGCUAAACCACACCCCUUUUGACGGGUGGUGAUAGACAUGCAAUAUAGCGGAUACAUAUGGGAUCUUGCAACACAGGCACAACUCACUAUUUGUCAUACACAGGCACAGACACACAUUCACAUAAAGAAUACACAACACCCCCAAAUGACUUAAUUAAGAGUAUUUUCACUGUAUUAGGCCCACAUUAACGCAUAAUACACACAUAUGUAUACACACAUUUGAACUUGCACACUACAAUACACAUUUAGAUAGAAACACCAGUAUCACAUAUGUACAGAAUACAUUUUGCACACACACAUAAAUAUGUAAAGAAAAUUAAACCACACGCAUGCAUGCAAACACACACACACACCAAUAUACUGUAUAUGUAUUACUGUUUGACUCUUCCCAUGGGAAAAGACCCUUUCGUUGAACGACAGAAACACAGCACUGAACUUGUAAUUUAUUGUUUGUACAACUGGUAUGUGAAAAAAAACCAUGUGAUGAAUUUAUUUAUUAUUAUGGUAAUGUUGUAUCAUAUUUACUAUUUAACUAAGAAUAUGACUGUGCAGAAUAAUUCAUUUUGACGAAAAUUGUGUUUUCUAGUCAUCUACAUGAAUAUAUGUAUAUAAAAUGUAUAUAUUUAAAA
Molecule: messenger RNA, 6463 nt
Organism: Salvelinus fontinalis (brook trout)
Lineage: Eukaryota; Metazoa; Chordata; Actinopteri; Salmoniformes; Salmonidae
Gene: adamts5
Product: A disintegrin and metalloproteinase with thrombospondin motifs 5
Exons: 8
Coding region: 836-3718 (960 amino acids)
Biological process (GO): extracellular matrix organization; proteolysis
Molecular function (GO): metalloendopeptidase activity; zinc ion binding
Source: RefSeq, a predicted model, not a curated record